GGAUUGGCGCUCUUUGAUUGGCUAUUGGACGGUGCCGUGGAGUGACGUACAGGUGUGCUGACCAAUCGGCUGAGAGCUGAGCUGGACUUGGCGGUGGGAGCCGAAGCAGGACUCUUCCAGCUGUUGGUGCGCCCUGCUUCGGCCAGACUAUGGCAACGUAUCUAGAGUUUAUUCAGAAGAAUGAAGAACAGGAUGGUGUGCGUUUUAGUUGGAACGUGUGGCCUUCUAGUCGUCUUGAGGCUACGAGAAUGGUUGUCCCCCUGGCUUGUCUCUUUACUCCUUUAAAAGAACGUCCGGACCUGCCUCCUGUGCAGUAUGAACCUGUGCUUUGCAGCAGGCCAACUUGCAAAGCCAUUCUCAAUCCACUAUGUCAGGUUGAUUAUCGAGCAAAGCUUUGGGCCUGCAAUUUCUGUUUCCAAAGAAAUCAGUUUCCUCCAGCUUAUACAGGCAUAACUGAGGUGAAUCAACCUGCUGAAUUGAUGCCUCACUUUUCUACGAUUGAGUACGUGAUACAGCGAGGUGCUCAGUCCCCUCUGAUCUUCCUCUAUGUGGUUGACACAUGCCUGGAGGAGGAUGACCUUCAAGCCCUCAAAGAGUCCCUACAGAUGUCCCUGAGUCUCCUCCCUCCAGACGCUCUGGUGGGCCUGAUCACGUUUGGGAGGAUGGUGCAGGUUCACGAACUAAGCUACGAAGGAAUCUCCAAAAGUUAUGUCUUUCGAGGAACCAAGGAUUUAACUGCAAAGCAAAUUCAGGAUAUGCUGGGCCUUACCAAGCCAGCCAUGCCCACGCAGCAAGCAAGACCUGCUCAACCACAGGAACACCCUUUUGUUUCCAGCAGAUUUCUGCAGCCUGUUCACAAGAUUGACAUGAACCUCACUGAUCUUCUUGGGGAGUUGCAAAGGGACCCAUGGCCAGUAACUCAGGGGAAAAGACCUCUGCGAUCCACUGGUGUUGCUUUGUCCAUUGCUGUUGGCUUGUUGGAGGGCACUUUUCCAAACACAGGAGCCAGGAUCAUGUUGUUCACUGGAGGUCCCCCCACUCAAGGGCCUGGCAUGGUGGUUGGAGAUGAAUUAAAGACUCCUAUUCGUUCCUGGCAUGAUAUUGAAAAAGACAAUGCACGUUUCAUGAAAAAGGCAACCAAGCACUAUGAGAUGCUUGCUAAUCGAGCUGCUGCAAACGGUCACUGCGUUGAUAUUUAUGCUUGUGCCCUUGAUCAAACUGGACUUUUGGAGAUGAAGUGUUGCACAAAUCUUACUGGAGGUCACAUGGUAAUGGGAGAUUCGUUCAACACUUCUCUCUUCAAGCAGACAUUCCAAAGAAUAUUUAGUAAAGAUUUUAAUGGAAAUUUCCGAAUGGCAUUUGGUGCUACUUUGGAAGUAAAGACCUCUCGGGAACUGAAGAUCGCAGGAGCCAUUGGUCCAUGUGUAUCUCUGAAUGUGAAAGGACCAUGUGUGUCAGAAAACGAGCUCGGUGUCGGUGGUACGAGUCAGUGGAAGGUCUGUGGCCUGGAUCCCACAUCAACGCUCGGCGUCUACUUCGAAGUAGUCAACCAGCACAAUGCCCCGAUCCCCCAAGGAGGCAGAGGAGCCAUCCAGUUUGUUACGCAGUAUCAACACUCCAGCACCCAGAGACGCAUCCGGGUUACCACCAUCGCCCGAAAUUGGGCAGAUGCACAGAGUCAGCUCAGGCACAUCGAAGCAGCGUUUGACCAGGAGGCUGCGGCAGUAUUGAUGGCACGGCUUGGCGUGUUCCGAGCGGAGUCGGAGGAGGGGCCUGAUGUGCUCCGGUGGCUGGACCGACAACUCAUCCGACUGUGUCAGAAGUUUGGCCAGUAUAACAAAGAAGACCCCACUUCUUUUAGGUUAUCAGAUUCCUUUUCCCUGUAUCCUCAGUUCAUGUUCCAUCUUAGAAGAUCUCCGUUCCUUCAAGUGUUCAACAACAGUCCUGAUGAGUCGUCGUACUAUAGGCACCAUUUUGCCCGACAGGAUCUGACCCAGUCCCUUAUCAUGAUCCAGCCCAUUCUUUACUCGUAUUCGUUCCAUGGGCCACCAGAGCCAGUCCUCUUGGACAGCAGCAGCAUCCUAGCUGACAGGAUUUUGCUGAUGGAUACUUUCUUCCAGAUUGUCAUCUAUCUUGGUGAGACCAUAGCCCAGUGGCGUAAAGCCGGGUACCAGGAUAUGCCUGAGUACGAAAACUUCAAGCACCUUCUGCAGGCACCACUGGACGACGCUCAAGAAAUUCUCCAGGCGCGCUUCCCAAUGCCGCGUUACAUUAACACAGAGCAUGGAGGCAGUCAGGCUCGAUUCCUUUUGUCCAAAGUGAACCCAUCUCAGACACACAAUAACCUGUAUGCCUGGGGACAGGAAACUGGAGCACCCAUCCUAACUGACGAUGUUAGCCUGCAGGUGUUCAUGGAUCAUUUGAAGAAACUGGCUGUCUCCAGUGCCUGUUAAGCUGAAGAGGUGGCCAGGAAAUAGAGGCAAACAGCAUCAGAUUGUGUCCACAGUUGUUUAUAAAGGCCUAUAACAUUCCUUUCACUUUUCUGGAAGAUUUUAAUAAAUAAUCAAAGGAAAUUUUAUAUCUAACUCUUUAGAUUGUAAUUUAUUUGUAUUCCUUAUCUGUGCCCCUUUUCUUGCACCAUAAAUGACAAGGUUAUAAAUGCUUUAGAACUUGUAGAUGUUUAUAUGCUUUUUAUAUUCUAACUUUAGAGUCUGUGUAAAAUCAGAGGUAAUGUGUUUUGUCAACUUGCUUAGAUAAAGGUCAUAAAGGAAAUAAGCCUGGAUGAGGAAAGCACUGGAUAAAGUAAUGCUGAUAAUAAUCAAACUUCAUUUCCUGA
Molecule: messenger RNA, 2836 nt
Organism: Trichechus manatus latirostris (Florida manatee)
Lineage: Eukaryota; Metazoa; Chordata; Mammalia; Sirenia; Trichechidae
Gene: SEC23B
Product: SEC23 homolog B, COPII coat complex component
Exons: 20
Coding region: 150-2453 (767 amino acids)
Biological process (GO): COPII-coated vesicle cargo loading; COPII-coated vesicle budding; endoplasmic reticulum to Golgi vesicle-mediated transport
Cellular component (GO): COPII vesicle coat; endoplasmic reticulum exit site
Molecular function (GO): GTPase activator activity; zinc ion binding
Source: RefSeq, a predicted model, not a curated record